Molecule: messenger RNA, 2686 nt
Organism: Ylistrum balloti
Lineage: Eukaryota; Metazoa; Mollusca; Bivalvia; Pectinida; Pectinidae
Product: AP-2 complex subunit sigma
Exons: 4
Coding region: 27-455 (142 amino acids)
Biological process (GO): clathrin-dependent endocytosis; intracellular protein transport
Cellular component (GO): AP-2 adaptor complex; intracellular membrane-bounded organelle; membrane coat
Molecular function (GO): clathrin-cargo adaptor activity
Source: RefSeq, a predicted model, not a curated record
AGUUCCGGUAAUCGACCGAAAGGAAAAUGAUAAAGUUUAUACUGAUACAGAACAGGGCAGGCAAGACUCGCCUCGCCAAGUGGUAUAUGCACUUUGAUGAUGAUGAGAAGCAGAAACUCAUAGAGGAAGUACACGCUGUGGUCACUGUGAGAGAUGCAAAACAUACCAACUUUGUUGAGUUCCGAAAUUUCAAGAUAGUGUACAGAAGAUAUGCUGGUCUAUACUUCUGCAUAUGUGUGGAUGUCAGUGACAACAACUUAAUGUAUCUAGAAGCUAUUCACAAUUUUGUGGAAGUUUUAAAUGAAUACUUCCACAAUGUCUGUGAAUUAGAUCUAGUGUUUAAUUUCUAUAAGGUCUACAGUGUUGUGGAUGAAAUGUUCCUUGCAGGAGAAAUUCGAGAAACAAGUCAGACGAAAGUGUUAAAACAGCUUCUGAUGUUGUCUUCAUUGGAAUGAUAAAACUAUAAUGACUUAGUAUUAUCAGGUAUCAUUGUCAUCUUGCAUUAGUGACCUUCACAAUUCUUGAUGGGAAGAAUUUUGGUUUGUAUAUAAAAAAAGUGCUCACCUUUUUUUAUCAGAAGUAAUUAGUAUUCUAUUGAUGGAUCCAGGUUUUUUACCCAACUGUUAAACUGAAGGCAGAUUUACUACCAUUUGGUCCACGGAUGAGUAACAGACAGCUGUGUACACAGGAUUCCCUAUCAGGACAUUUGUAUCAUAUGAAACUGUUCAACUUUUACUAUCGAAACAUAGAGUUAUUGUUAUUAUGAUGUAAAAUUUCAGCCAACUCUAUAUGUCCUUGUAGUUUACAGCCCAAAAAGUAAGUACAUUAUAUAUGUACACUGUAUAUAGUUUUUGAAAAAUUACACUCAUGGAGGAGCCCUUAACAAAUCAACAAAUACUAGUAUAUUAAACAGUGUUAGUGUGUACGUAUGGCAUUAGUGUAAACUUCGGCCUGAUGGUGUUUCUGUUUAAGUGCUUCAUGUGUUGAUGUAUUUUUGUUAGUGACUGAAUUUCCUCAUUUGUAUGUAAAUGUCAAUUGUAUUAAAGCAUUCCAGUAGCAUGUCAUGGAACGUAAGGUUGUUUUGUCUGGAAUCAACAGUACUGUCAAGUCAUUUGUGAUUGUAGAAAGUGACAGUGUUUGUAUCAUACCAUUACUCAUUACAUUAACAAGGUGAAGGUCAGGUCCAUUUUAAAGGCUGUUUUCAAAUGCUAAGGAAGUGAUAUUGCUAUUUUGAGCAUACAUUAGCAAAAUUAUACAAAUAUGUGUAAUGAUGUUUGCUUUCUUUGGUACCACCAAAAACAUACUCUUAUUCUUGUUUCCAAUUCUUGCAAAAGAAUUUGGAAGCAUUUUGCUACUCAGUAAUGAAUUUAACAGCGUAGUUAACAAUUCUUCAACACUAAGCUUCUUAUCUUUGUUAUCAAUUGAAUUUUUUCCGAAUUUCAUUUUAAUUUUCUUGAAGAGAAAAUCAUUUCAUGAAAGAAAUUACAUAUAUUUUAUAUGUUGCUAAAUUAUCAUUAUUUUAAAAGACUUGUGACACUGAGUGUUGAUGGAAAAAGAAAUUAAUAAGUAGACUUUUAAUAUGAAAAGAAUUUCUUUUAAAAAGGAAACAUCUGUCACAUUUAUUUUGCUUGCACAUUUAAAUUGGUAAAUUAGAAUUAUUAAGAAAAAUGGACAAAUUUUACUGUUAUGUGGAUUAAAAUGGAAAGGAACCUAGAACUUGGUUUUUACGGCUACUGAGCUCCGUAAGUAAUUGUUUUUAAUGACAAUGCUGAUAAGCAUUAUCUUGUAGGGUAUUUUUCUUUCCUGUUUUUGUAGAAUCUCUGCUCUUUGUACAUCUCACAUAGAUAACAUUUCCUGACUUGAGAGGUAGAAGUCACCAUGAUGAGGCAUUGUUACUAUGUACUCCAUAGAGAUACAACCAGAUAUUUGUAAAAUUGGUCAGUACAUCCUUUUCUUUUGCUGUGUCAAAAUGACAAUUCACUUGUAGAUGGUAAUAUAUAUAGCUUAGCAAUUUAGGCUAUAUCCCAUUUUUACUGUCUAGACUCAAAACACCACACUUAUUUCCAACCAAAACACACAUUUUGUAGCUAUCGUCAUUUACAAGUAAUGGAUGGAAAGACACAGGCAUUUUUAUUGGUGUAAUGGUCAGAGGAAAUACAUUAGUUUGAUAAGCUUAUAGUUUGCUAGAAAGAAAUUAGUUCUGGUAACUUGUAUAUGAAAAAUUGGCAAUUUGCACAUGAAAAAAUGCCAUGGAUAAUGCAGUUUUGAAAUCAGUGGUAACAGCCGGUAGUAUUACAGGUAAUAAAGAGAUUCUACUUUAGGUUCAACCAUUUACAUAUAUCUGUUAAAACCUGUGUAAAAAGUCACCAGAAACUUAAUAUUCUUGGGUGAUAUAACAAUAAGAUUCAUUUAUGUGGGGAGUCAUUUUCUUGUGUUCUGUAUUUGUCGAUAAACUGUUAUCAUGACUUUUCUUAACUUUUCGAAUGUUCAGAAAGCUGGUAACUGUACCUGGCUUUCAUUAGUAAUUCAAUCGAGUAAAGCCAGUUUGUGUCAGAAAACCACAGUGAAUUCUGAGGAAAGUGUUUAUAUAGCUGUAUGUAUUUAUAUAGAUAUGUAGAAUCUAUUGUUACUACCAAGUACCAACACAAUGUGCAAUUAUUUAAGAACAAUAAAAUAUGUACAAACA